Messenger RNA from Physella acuta, 1617 nucleotides. RefSeq lists its product as uncharacterized. The record is from RefSeq and is a predicted model, not a curated record. NCBI's taxonomy places the organism in Eukaryota, Metazoa, Mollusca, Gastropoda, Physidae. Gene Ontology annotation, molecular function: calcium ion binding.
AUGACCAACAGAAUACAGGAUAAAGACGAUGACCAAGACGGCCAAGUGACCAGAGAGGAAUAUGACCGUCACGUCGACACUGAGCACCGUGACCCACAGACCAGAAGAAUUCUGAAGGAACAUUUCGAUGACCUGGAUAAAGAUAGAAACGGUGUUCUGGACAGACGAGAUGUUGACGCCAUCUUUGAUCAGGCUGACACUGACAGAGAUGACAGAAUAAGUCACGAGGAAUAUCAGAGACACCACCAAAGACAACGCAUUCGCCAGCUAGUCGAGAUAAUGAAAUCCUUAAAAUCCCAGUCAUUAAGUAGACUGGAUCAAGAUUGUGAUGGACAGGUGUCUAGACAGGAGAUGCAGAACCACUGGAAUAGCAGAGUAGGCGACCGAGAGAUAUCGAGAGAAGAAUAUAACCGUAGGGUGGAUGAGCAAAAGCCCGACCCCCAGACCAGAAGAAUAUUGAAGCAGCUUUUUGAGCACAUGGAUAAAGAUAGAAAUGGUGUUCUGGACAGAAGAGACGCUGAAGCAAACUUUGAUGAGGCGGACACGGACAGAGAUGACCGUCUCUCACAAGACGAGUACGACAGGCAAGUUGAGAGACAAUUGAACCGUAUCGUGUCCAGCAGAUGUGACAGAAGAUCUGACACAGCAGCGUCACGGGCCUUCAGAGAGAUGGACAGAGAUGGUGACAGGAGGGUCUCAAGAUCAGAGCUACAGGAUCAGAUUCAUGAUAAAGACGAUGACCAAGACGGUCAAGUGACCAGAGAGGAAUAUGACCGUCACGUCGACACUGAGCACCGUGACCCACAGACCAGAAGAAUUCUGAAGGAGCAUUUCGAUGACCUGGAUAAAGAUAGAAACGGUGUUCUGGACAGACGAGAUGUUGACGCCAUCUUUGAUCAGGCUGACACUGACAGAGACGGUCGUCUGUCUGAGGAUGAAUACAAAAGACAUGUUGCUAGACAGCUCAGACGAAUUGAAGCUUAUGCGAGGGAGGAUAGAGAAGAGACGGAAGAGCGAUGCCGUGAGCAAGACAGGAGCAGACAAUUGACGAGAGAAAAGUAUGAGCGCUGGGUUGAUUCUAGAACCGAUAACCCACAGAAAAGAAGGACACUGAAGGAUCAUUUUGAUGAUUUGGACAGGGAUAAAAAUGGGGCGGUAGACUGCAGAGAUAUUGAGGAGAUCAGAGACGAAUCGGAUCGUGGCAGGGAUGAGAGAGAUGGUAGAGAUGGUAGAGAUGGCAGAGAUGGUAGAGAUGGUAGAGAUGGUAGAGAUGAAGAUAGAGAUGACAGAAGAGACAGAGAUGACAGCAGAGACAGAGAUGACAGCAGAGACAGAGAUGAAAGCAGAGACAGAGAUGACAGCAGAGACAGGGAUGAAAGCAGAGACAGAGAUGACAGCAGAGACAGAGAUGAAAGCAGAGACAGAGAUGACAGCAGAGACAGGGAUGAAAGCAGAGACAGAGAUGACAGCAGAGAUAGAGAUCAAGAUAGAGAUGAUAGAAGAGACUCAAGAAAUUACGAAGAAGGCCAAAAUGAAAGAGAGAACAGGCGUGACAGAGGUGAAGACAGAGAUGACAAAGAAUCAGAUGGUUUAACUGACCAGACCAGUCAGCUAUAA